Molecule: messenger RNA, 579 nt
Organism: Ostertagia ostertagi
Lineage: Eukaryota; Metazoa; Nematoda; Chromadorea; Rhabditida; Trichostrongylidae
Source: the annotation of a GenBank genome assembly
AUGUCUGGCCAGAUUGCGCGCGCUGCUACACUAUUUUGUGUGGAUGAUGUGAUCAUUUAUGAUGAAACAUGUAAAAUGACUCAGGAAAAUGUUGAUGCGUACUGGUCUGGAAAGUGGAGAGGGGAUAUAGCACCUUCUGAUUCGAAUUUUGAAGCAUGCUUCCAUUUGGCACGAAUAUUGGAAUAUGUUGAGUGUCCGCAGUAUUUGAGGAAAUACCUAUUCCCAUUCCAAAAACCGUUGAAGUAUGCAGGUUUGCUUAAUCCUCUUGAUGCUCAACAUCAUCUGCGGAGUGACGAUGUUUCUAUUCCAUUCAGGGAAGGUGUGGUUUUAGACAAACCAACCAAACCUGAUAGAGGCUCACUUUGCGAUGUUGGCCUUGAAAAGGAGCUGGAACUGGAGGACAAGAUUCAACUACCUGCCGCCACUCGUGUAACGGUUGAGAUUACUAAUUUGGGCGAAAAUUCCAAACGAUAUCGCGGCAAGCUCUCCAGUGCACGAAAAGUACGAGAAAAAACGGGAAAGUAUUGGGGUUAUUCUGUGAAGUUGGCGACGAGUUUGAAAGAAGUGCUUGAUAGGUAA